Messenger RNA from Acanthosepion pharaonis, 837 nucleotides. Lineage: Eukaryota; Metazoa; Mollusca; Cephalopoda; Sepiida; Sepiidae. The record is from the annotation of a GenBank genome assembly.
AUGUUCGUUCUCGAAUUCGGAGACGCCUCUUCAAAGAUUAUCUCGGGUCAAAAGACGAAAAAUGAGGUCAUCCGAUUUCUUUCUCGUAGAUAUUUAAUUCUCUCUCUCUCUCUCUCUCUCUCUCUCUCUCUAUUUCUAUCUUACCCUCUCUCUCUCUUUCCCUUUCCUAUCUCUCUUCACUCUCUUUCUCUCUCACUUAUCUUUCUCCACUCAAUCUUUCUUACCUCCUUCUAUAAUAAUAACUGGUCUCACUCUCUCCUCUCUCUCUCUCUUUCACUCACUUUUUCCUCUCUUACUCUCCUUUCAUACAUUUUGUCCUCUUUCUCUCUUACUAUUCUCUUCUUUCUCUCUUUUCACACUCUCUACUACCGCUCCUCGCCCUUCUCUCUCAUCUCAAACUCUCGAUCUCUCUCCUCACCUAUAUCUCUCACUCUCUCUCUCUCUCUCCUAUCUAUCUUCUUUGUUUAUUCUUUCUCUCCUCUCUUUCUCUGUCUGUCUGUCUGUCUGUCUGUCUGUCUGUCUGUCUCUCUCUCUCUCUCUUUGUUCUUCGCUGUCUCUAUUGUUUUCUCAUUUUCUUUUCUAUCUUGUCCUAUUCAAUUCUCUGCUAAAGAAACAUUGUUACUUGCCACCCUCCUCUCAUUCAUUCACUCACUCUCUCACUCUCACUCUCUCUCCUUCUUUUCUUACAUUUUAUAUUUAAUCAUUUGUCGAUUUGUCGUUAAUUCAUUUAUUUCCCCUCUCUUUGUCUCUCUGUCUCUUCUCUCUGUCUCUCUAUCUAUCUAUCUAUCUAUCUAUCUAUCUAUCUAUCUAUCUGAUUUUGACAUUCCCAGUACGUGA